Aspergillus niger is the source of this 4080-nucleotide messenger RNA. RefSeq lists its product as uncharacterized. Lineage: Eukaryota; Fungi; Ascomycota; Eurotiomycetes; Eurotiales; Aspergillaceae. The coding region runs from base 1 to 4080 and encodes 1359 amino acids. The transcript is spliced from 8 exons. The record is from RefSeq and is a predicted model, not a curated record.
AUGCAGAGCGAGCAAGAGUCAAUGUCAGAGGCGGAUUCCAUAGUCUACCCUGAACUUACAAACCUCGCUAAUGGGGAUAGCUAUGACGAGGUGGAAGAGCUAUUACUCAUGCAUAUGGCAGACAAUAAUGAUUCCCUUUUACCGGAGCUCACAGCAGCUAUGGUUUCGGAGGAAGACAGAGACAUGCCUCGCAGACAGGCUUCCCCACUACUCAUGGAACGCCCUCAAAGCCCUGGUAUUGACAUGGCAGCCUUUUGCUUCCAGAGGCCGACUCAGGGUCCAAAUUCCUUUUCCCUGCAGCCAGCAAAACGCUGCUCACUGAAUACCAUGCCUCCUCGGUCUGACACUCGCCUGGCUGGUGGCACAGAUGUGUCUUUGGUGACUCGAGAAGGGCCAGGAGAUGGAAGUUGUGUGCGCAGUUCCUCAUAUCCAGUGAACUCGAACAUCAGAACACGCACUCUGAAGAUGGUUUCACGAAUCAGACCUCUCGAAGCACAGGGACCAGAGACUACCUCACUAGAAGCAACAGAGCGUAGGGUUCAUGCUGGGCAUAACCCGCACGUUUUGCAUUCUGCAGCUAUUUCUGUGCCACAAGUCGGUCAACGCUCGUCCGCUGAAUCACGGCCAGUCUCCUCAGGAAUUGCAGCGCUGGAUAGGAGUACCACUUCCUUAAGACACAGAAAGAACACGGAAAGAAUAGAAGCGACAGAGCAUGGAAACAAGGCAUCCAACACAAGUAUCUCCCGUGAACCAUUGAGAAGGCCAGGCCAAAGCAGAGCUAUUGAGCAAACUUUGUCGGUUGCUACGAAUCAAGCAUCGAGAAUCACCAAGCGUCGCCGUUCAAGCAAGAAAAGCGCCAGGCUUCCAUCCACUGGUGGCUCUGAAGAUGGGGAACCCAAACUAUCAGAAGAGGAUCUAUUCCAGUUAUUAAUCAGCCGUAUCAGAGAUCGUGAGAAAGGUGCAAUACUCGCCUCUAAGCUUAAACAACAGAUGGAGGCCAAGAUUACACAAGCUGCUGAGGAAAACAAUAUACUGAAAGGCCAACUGGAGGAGUCUUGCCAGGAAAUUCAGAAGCAAUCAUCUCAGCUUGAAGCCUACAAGUCCCGUAUGGAAACAUGGAGGUCGAAGUUCGCGAAGUUUAGAAGCUUCUUGAAUGACUUUGGCUGCGACUUCCAAAAUUUACGUGGGGAGGCUAUUAAGCUCAAAGGAACAAGGAAAGAAUUGCUGAGUGAGAGGAAUGAGAUAAACACCAGCAUAAAGGAAGCAAGAGAACAGUUGGCUAAGGCUUCAACCGACGCAGAGCAUAGACGUGGUGACCUUAUAAAGGUAGAGAGCCAAAACGAGCUGCUUAGGCAAAGCUUGAAAGACGCCGGGGAGACAUCGGAUCAACUCCUGAGGCAGCUGUCGGACGAGAAAAAGCGAUCAGGUCUGCUUGAGGUCCACAUACAGAACUGUUCCAGAGCUCAGUCCACCAAAUUGGAUAAGAUCAUGUCACAUCAACGUGAGAUGAUAGGAGGUUUCGAUGCUGCCUUAAUAAGCCUGAGCCAUCAGCAUGUUGCUUCCAUAAAGUCUCUCCAAGAGGGUCUGAGCUGUGAUUUCAGCGGUUGUCUGGCUUUACUCAGAGAAUUGCAGGGGAGCAUCUCAUCAGGAAAGGCUGAUGCAACAGCAUGCACAGACAUUAUUAACGCCUUCGCAGCUCGCAUGGAUUCGGCUAUGCACCAGCUAAGUGCUGGGAUUGGAAAAGGAACUGAGGCAACUGCAGGUCUGACUGAGAAUCUCAAAGCACAAACAGAGAUUAUUGGGAAGCAUAUUGUCAGCGACACUGAGCUGGCGGCGAAGAUUUCAAAAGAUUCGGAGAAUAAUGAGAGAUUGCAAAACACUCUUCGAACAAUGGCGGCGGCCAACGAGAACAUUACCCUUUCAAUGAAGGGAUUAGAGGCAAGAGAAAGCGGCCUUCUCAAUCACUUGACAGCUCUGGAAAGUAGUCUAUCGGCAAUUAAACUACCAGAUCAGAGGGAACUUCUGAAAGACGAGACUCGCCGGUUUGAGCAGACAAUUGCCGAAAUGAAAUCUAAGAUCCAAAGUUUGUCGGAGCAGUCCAAGUCCGCCGAGGAUGCCCUGGGAACCAGGGAUCUUGAGAAUCAGGCAUUGAGAGGAUCGCUAAAAAUUGCAGAAACAAAGGCUAAUGAUAAUGACUGUCGCGUCCGCAGGUACGAAGCGGAAGUGACGGCCUUGAGAGAUGAAGUUAAGUCUGUGGAGUCAAGGGUUCGUAAAGAGCUCAGUAGAGCUAGUGUUGUCUCCCGAGAGCGGGAUCGAGCAAGAUACGACCAACAACUCCAUAAGGUCUUACGAGAGAAAUCUGAGGUCGAGGGUAAUCUGAGCAAGGUGUCCAAGCAGCUGGCCGAGACACGACUAGAUCUAACAGAGUGCGAAGACAAGAUGAAGCACCGAGUGAAUGAAUUGGAACUCAUGCUGGAGUCCAAAGAAAAGAAGAAUGAGGCUCUCAGAUAUGAUAUCUCUGAGACUAAGUCCAAGCUAGAGAAUGAGAAACACGAGGCAGCAAGACUUGCAGAGGUGGUGUCUUUGAGCGCAACAGAGCGGGAGUCCCUCCAUCGUCAGAUUGAAGAAGCUGCCCAACGCAUUUCAAGCCUUGAGGAUGAAUGCCACAGAAUCAGCAAAGAGGGAUUAGAGUCGGUCGAGGAUAUUCAAAGUAAACAUGACAUGCUGUACCAGAAUUUGCAGAAAAAGGAAGAUGAAUGCCUUCUCAUCCAGUCACAGCUUAAGGCUACGAUGUCAGAAAAGACGGAUCUCGAGUGCCACAAAGGGAGGGUGGCAGAAGAGAUAAAAUCUCUACUCAGGAGGGUCCAAGAAUCUGAUAACUGGAUGAGAAAACUCAAAGCAACGCUUGGCCAAGCGGGACUUGUCACGCCUGAUCAGCCAGCCUCGGAAGCAUGGAGCAGUCUGGAAACCAUUCUGCGCACAGUCAUCAGCAGAGAUGCCACCCGCGAUUCCUUGGAUACAUCUCCUGGUGGAAAACAGGAUGUCAGUUGCUCGAAGGCUCGAACUUCGACUCCCCAGAAGAGCCUGGUGGGCUUAGGACAAGAAGUGUACAAGGCAACAGAGGUGAUCUACAAAGCAGAAAGCUUUCAAGCAAGCAUUGUUUCUUCACCUUUCCCAGCAAAAGCUAACCUUACAGAAAAAGGCCCCGCAAAACAGCCUUUACAGUCUGCCCAGAACCCGAACAUUGUACCCUUUUCAAGCUUCCGCCAACAGUCGCCGACAGAUAGUUCUGUCUUCGGGAACGAUCAGGACGACCUCGCAGCUAUGCUAAUGCUUAGUUCAGAGCAAAGAUUUUCAAACGAGUCCCAUUCGACUAGCAGACCUGAUGAGACCCAAGUGGCAAGAACAACAAACUUCGUUGUACAAGAAACACCUACAAGGAUGAGUACUGCUCAUAUCAAGGCCAAGGGAGCUUCCAACACAGUCAAGGACAAAUUGCCCCGGUCGAAACCCCAAUCCAUGAGGGAUGAGAAGGGAGUCGACACAAAGAUCAACAGAGAAGGGAAAGAAACUCGAUCAAAAGCCGUCACUUUCGGAGCACAAAGCCCAACAUCGCUGGGGCAGAAACGCAAGUCAUCGGCCGGGAGCAAUAUCAGUUCAGGGAACUGGCAGAGUCAGCCCCUAGAGGAGGAGGACAGACCAGCCCGUCUAAACCGCCGCACAUAUGCCAGGGCUCGUCAAUCCGUGUCUCGAACUCUGGCAGACGUUGAGGAACAACCGACCCGUUCUCUUAGAAAUGACGUUGCUGACAGAGGUGCGUCUGCCACCACAUCUUCCUCCUACGGAAAUAAACGGGCAAAGGUUUCUGUGGAUCCUCCGGAACAGAAGCCACAAAAGAAGCCUGUCAGCGAGUACUUCGAGCGCAAGCCGAGCCCCGCGAAGCUUGCUUCCGGAAGCAGCAGGCCUUCUUCGAUGAAUGCCAGCCAGGGCAACAUUCCAAAGCGAGCAGCUAGAGGUAGGGGAGCAGGGCGAAAGACCAGAGGUGAACAUUACAAUGCUGGCUUCGGCCGAGGAGCCUGA